AUGGGGUACUACCUUGCCGACGGAAUUUACCCAGAAUGGACCACGUUUGUGAAACCCAUUCUGUCGCCUAUCGACCGGAAGCGCCAACACUUCGUCGUGCAACAAGCGGCAGCUCGUAAGGAUGUGGAGCACACCUUCGGAGUCCUCCAGUCGCGGUUUCCCAUUGUCCGGGGGGCCACACGGUUAUGGGAUGAGGAAACUUUGUCCGCCAUCAUGACCGCAUGCAUAAUCAUGCACAACAUGAUUAUUGAAGAUGAGCGUGAAGACGACGAUGUGGAGUACGUGUACGAGGGAGCAGGUGACGACGUCCAGCCUUCUCACGAUGUGACCCCACCAUUGAUGGCCUUGAGCCAACGUUACAAUGCUAUUCGAUGCAAGCAGUACCAUGUUAAUCUCAGGGAAGACCUAGUCGAACACCUUUGGCAGUUACACGGAGGCGACUGA
Messenger RNA from Phragmites australis (common reed), 444 nucleotides. RefSeq lists its product as uncharacterized. NCBI's taxonomy places the organism in Eukaryota, Viridiplantae, Streptophyta, Magnoliopsida, Poales, Poaceae. The record is from RefSeq and is a predicted model, not a curated record. The transcript has a single exon. The coding region runs from base 1 to 444 and encodes 147 amino acids.